CGAGGUGGGCGGGGAGGUCAGGUGACCCGGCCGGCGUCCCAAGAUGGCGGCGGCUGCGGCGCCCGGAAGGCCGCGGCGGCGUCCAGGCUGCUAAGGCGGGCCCCACGCUGCUGGCAGCGGAUAGGCAGAACCUAGGGCCGGAGGACGGGCGGCAGCCGCCUCUGCGCGGACCGGGGCUGGGCCGUCUGGCGGCAGCGGCGCCAGGGGAUGCUCUUGCUGGGCCCGGCCUCUCCUUUCUCAACUUAGGGCGGCGGCGGGCCCGCGCCCGUGGCUCCCGGGCCAUGGCGCUGAGGGAGCUCAAAGUGUGUCUGCUCGGGGAUACAGGUGUAGGUAAAUCAAGUAUUGUGUGGCGGUUUGUGGAAGACAGUUUUGAUCCAAACAUCAACCCAACAAUAGGGGCAUCUUUUAUGACCAAGACUGUCCAGUACCAAAAUGAGCUACAUAAAUUCCUAAUCUGGGAUACAGCUGGACAAGAACGAUUUCGUGCCUUAGCACCAAUGUACUAUCGAGGGUCGGCUGCAGCUAUAAUUGUUUAUGAUAUCACAAAAGAAGAGACAUUUUCAACAUUAAAGAAUUGGGUGAAAGAGCUUCGACAGCAUGGUCCACCUAAUAUUGUAGUUGCCAUUGCAGGAAAUAAGUGUGAUCUUAUCGAUGUAAGAGAAGUCAUGGAGAGAGAUGCAAAGGACUACGCCGACUCUAUUCAUGCAAUUUUUGUAGAGACCAGCGCAAAAAACGCGAUAAACAUAAAUGAACUCUUUAUAGAAAUUAGUCGAAGAAUUCCAUCCACUGACGCCAACCCGCCAUCUGGCGGUAAGGGCUUCAAACUCCGAAGACAGCCUUCAGAGCCAAAGCGGAGCUGCUGCUGACCGAACCUCAGCCUCUCAGACUUGAUGAUGAAGUAGGUGGUCCUGAAAGUUAACAGGAGGACUGGGGUCCCUACCACCAGUUUUCAUCUAGCCAGUCUUGAGUCUUCUCCAUACAAAAAGGAUUCACGGAAAUUGACCAGUUCUGUUCUCCAAAGACUGCAGCAAUGAUAUUUUAGUCUGUGAACUUCUAUUAUGUAAAGAAUCUCUAGUGUACAAAGGGACUACAUCGUUGGCUUUUGACCUUGCUGAAAAGGAACGUAUAACUUUAUGGAUGGUAGGAUUAAGUUGUUGAGUAGUUUUGUAAUCAAGAUUUUAUGUAACAUUUGUAAAGGGAAAAUUAGCACUUUCAUGGUUCUUAAGGGAAGAAAAGACCUUGUGGAGAUUAUAAUUUCCUUGGUUUCUGUUACCACUGUUAGAGGGAGUUGUAUCGUUUAAAAUGUAGUAGGAUAGUUUAAGUGGAGGGAGGACAAUUAUUAUCUGAAGCUAAAAUGGGUUAUUUAUAGGACUGAUGGAAAUGAUUUCAUUUCUGCCAUCUCUAAAGCACUUUUCAUUGAACAUGUUAGCCUAGGAUACGUACAGUAAAUUAACAAUGAUAGCAGCAGAUGCCUAGCUCACCCUGGGUUUGCUUCUGACCUUGUCAUGGUGUGUGCCACCAAACACGUUAUUGGCACCUUUUUAAAUAAGCUCUCAUGAUCAAGAUGGUGAUGGUAGAGAAGCUGCCCAGAAUAAAUUGAAUUACAUAUGUUCUGAACUGACUAGCAAUGGUUUAAAAAGAAAGAAGAGAGGAAGUGAAGAAGGUGGUGUAAAUGCUGUCAAUUGUUUUUUAACCCAAGUAUUUUGGUGGGGAAAAGCAAGUAUCUGUUGCUUAGCAUAUGUAAAAGUUGUAGUCUAUAUUUAUGAGGCCAUUGCUUAAAGAUUAUAAAUUAUGUAAAUACAUUAAUAAAUUCUAAGUUUCAUUUGACAUUCAAUUGAAUCUUGCACCCAGUCUUGCGUAUGCCUGCCCAGUUUUCAGCCUGUUAACGGGAGACUCAGGCACAUUGGUAUUGUAUAAAGGUAUACAGUCUUUAAAGGUUACAGUCUGCCUUCCCUUCUACCCACCCGCCUUCCACCAGAUCCCAUCUGGAAAUCGUAAUGAAGACAUAUGCCACUUUGACAAACCUGACUAGUCCUUACUAGCCUGAGGGUCAAAGAUGAAGCUCCAACCCCAAGUCAUUUACCUGGUCUUGGUAAUAAGUUUCUUUUAGCUUGUACAGCAUCCUCAGACCAACUGAGGAGCUUUCCUUGUUCACAAUUUAGCUUAUCUUUUUGUUUCCUUUAUUUUUGCCUGCCUCUGUUAGUGGUUAACACUCUUUUCCCUCAGGGAGCCUAAUAAGGUUUUUAAUAUAAUCUAAAAAUAAAGCAUUGAAGUGAAGUUGGUGAAAA
Piliocolobus tephrosceles (Ugandan red Colobus) is the source of this 2288-nucleotide messenger RNA. RefSeq names its product RAB22A, member RAS oncogene family (gene RAB22A). NCBI's taxonomy places the organism in Eukaryota, Metazoa, Chordata, Mammalia, Primates, Cercopithecidae. Gene Ontology annotation, molecular function: GTP binding; GTPase activity. Bases 282 to 866 code for a protein of 194 amino acids. The transcript has 7 exons. The record is from RefSeq and is a predicted model, not a curated record.